This is a messenger RNA of Dromiciops gliroides (monito del monte), 744 nucleotides long. RefSeq names its product folate receptor alpha-like. Gene Ontology annotation, molecular function: signaling receptor activity. Gene Ontology annotation, biological process: sperm-egg recognition; fusion of sperm to egg plasma membrane involved in single fertilization; cell adhesion. Lineage: Eukaryota; Metazoa; Chordata; Mammalia; Microbiotheria; Microbiotheriidae. The record is from RefSeq and is a predicted model, not a curated record. Gene Ontology annotation, cellular component: external side of plasma membrane.
ACCAUGACUCAACUAGAAUGGGGGUUACUGUUCCUGAGCCUCAUGGCCAUGGCUGAAGGGCUUCGGAAGGGGAAUGAUGUGCUCAAUGUCUGCAGGGGUGCUAAGCACCACAAGUUCCAGCCUGGCCAAGAAGAUAACCUUCAUAACCAGUGUAGCCCAUGGAAGAAAAGAGCCUGCUGCACAGCAAACACCAGCGUUGCCACACAUGAAGACACCUCCUACCUGUACUGCUUCAACUAUAACCACUGUGGGAUGAUGACCCCAGCCUGCAAACACCACUUUAUCCAGGACAUGUGUCUCUAUGAGUGCUCCCCGAACCUAGGACCCUGGAUCCAGCUGGUGACCUCAUGUCGUAGGAAGGAACAGAUCCUGAAUGUUCCCCUGUGCAGGGACGAUUGUAAUCAGUGGUGCCAAACCUCCUCCUGCAAAGAGAACUGGAACAAAGGUUGGAAUUGGACAUCAGGGAUUAACGAGUGCCCAGUUAAGGCUGCCUGCCACCCUUACACCUUUUACUUCCCAACACCAGCCUCCCUAUUUGAGAAUAUUUGGAGUCAUUCUUAUAAAGCAAGCUCUUUUGCCCGGGGCAGUGGCAAAUGUAUCCAGAUGUGGUUUGACCCAGCCCAGGGAAACCCCAAUGAAGCUGUGGCUAAAUACUAUGCUUUUGGCUCUGCCCCAGGCAUCUUCAGUUGGAAGACCAGUUUGCCCUUCUUGAUUUUGAUACUACUAUUGCUUCUCUGGGCUUAA